CUUUUCUGUUCAGUUCCAUUUCGACACCCUGGUCUACAGCGCCCUUAACCACCUCACGCUCUUCCGACACCUCCACGGACCGCGGAGAUGUGCUGCUAUUCUGUUCGCCAUUUGAAUCAAAGGGCCCGUCACCAAACACCGCCAGAGGUUAACGCUUUACACUAGAAAAAACGCCCUCCAAUUAACGUUUCGCCGAAACAACUUUUCAAAAGAUUUAGCAACAGCGGAACCAGAAAGAAAAGGAAAUGCUGCGCGGCGAUAAUGCAAGGAUGCGAGCUGCCUUCCUCCCCAGCCUACUUUUGUAUCGGUGCCCGUAUCAAGUUAUCUUCACGAGCUCUGCUACUUUUAUUUACCUUAGUUCCUCUCUCGCUCUCUCGCUCUCUCUCUCUCUCUCUCUCUCUCUCUCUCUCUCUCUCUCUCUCUCUCUCUCUCUCUCUCUCUUUUUUUUUUCUUUUUUUUCUUUUUUUUUUUUUAUGGCGCAUAUUUAUGUUCGCACUUUCGUAGUUUCUGUGUUUCUUGUAAACACCCUUGUUCUUCACCUUACAGCUGGCAAUAUGCGAAUUAUAGGUGGGACUAGGGGGGGGGGGGGUUUAACGUGGUAGGCGAGAGUGGUGACGCCCUUGUUAGAGUGGAGAAUGGCUGCUGCGAGAACAAAGACGCGCGAGAUUUCUGUUGAACCUUCAGCUGUUUUUGCAGCUUGCGCAGUAAGAAUAAUUUCAGGGCAUGAUCAUCACCGCGCGGUUGACGUACUUCAGACUUCUUUAUUUGCAAUGGGUGUAACGUAAAUCGGGACCUUCUGUUGGCCAAACCGUAAUCGGUGUUUUGUGCUUGCUCGGGAGGCCUCAAGUACGAGCGGCAUUUACGUCAAACUGCGUCGUUCGAAGCAGAUUUCAAGCGCAUGUCUGUAUGGCCUGUCUUGUUUCUACGCUUUUCACUCUCAGGAACAUACGCCUCCAUGCAUGAUGACGCACAAAACAGACACAGACAGAGGGAAAACACAAAAGCUGACAAGUUAAACGUCAAAGAAGAGGGUCUUAGCUCAACUUGGCCAUAACUGUGCUGCAAUCAUCUAUUUUGGGCAGGCCGAUAGCUAUCGCGUUGAGUGCGAGCAGGCCAUCCUUGUGCACAGGUGGUGUUCACCCUGGAGGCCCGCGGUACUCGCGCUCCGUGGUUUCUGCACACUGUGGUGGUGCAGGACAUGCUCGAAGACCUGGUCUGGGUGUUCUUCGUCGAGCAGUGGCUGCAGCCCGAAGGAGCAGAUCAGGAUUCCCCCAAGAGUUUCCGCUUCCGGCCAGCCGACGGACAGCAGCAGGCAGACUUCUGGACGCUCUUUCGGCGCCGUCUGCAGCGACAUUUCUUCACGGGCCACACGUGGUUCAACGUGAUCGCGCGCUACCGCAGCUCCAAGUUCACGCGCGCCCAGCGCGUCACCUGCGCGCUAUUCGUCAUCUUGUCGGCCAUGAUGUUCAACGUCAUGUACCACGACGUGGACACGAGUUCGGACGGCGAGCACCUCAGCUUCUUCGAGGUGCCCGUGCACCUCAACGACUUCCUGCUUGGGCUCCAGGUGAGCCUGGUGACGGUGCCGCUGGGCGUGUUCGUCAUCUUCGUGUUCAGCAACUGCCGCCCGCGGCCCCUGAGCGCCGCGCCCGAGCGCCGCCGGCCGCGCAUCUCGCUGUUCAGCUACCUGGACAACCUGUCGCACAACUACUCCGAGUCGCGCAGCGAGCACCGCACUCAGAUGCUGCAGGAGUAUGCACGGCUUGUGCGCGAAGGUCGACGGGGCCUGCUGCCCUGGUGGUUCCAGCUGGUCGGCUGGGUGGUGGCGCUCGCCGGCUCCCUCGUGUGCUCGGCGGUGAUCUGCCUGUACGGCUUCUCGUACGGCGACAAGCGCUCCAAGGAGUGGCUCUUCCGAUCGCUCACGGGCCUGCUCCACAACGAGAUCAUCCUGGAGCCGCUCAAGGUGAUCCUCAUCUCGGCCUGCCUCGCCCGGCUCAUCCCGAGGCCGCCGGAAGUGGACGACUACAGCCUCCGCAACACGCUCACCGAGCUGCCGGAAGACCUGAGGCCGUGACGCGUCGUGUCGCGGUCGAGGAAGCGCGGACUGCUCGAAGAACUGUGGCGCAGUUUUCUGUGCGCGUUUCCUAGAAUGGAAAUAGACAUUUCGGCUCAUUUUCAAAUUUAGAAUAAGUAACAAAUGAUUAACGUACCCGUCGCUGUUGUAGAGAUGGCUUGACCGCCUGGACGGUUUUCUGGCGCGUUGGGCCACACAUUUCUGUGUUGCUCAAGAUACUUAAUCUCACGCUUGCUGAAGAAUGAAUGAUUGAAAGAAUGAAAGAAGGCAAGAAAGAAAGAAAAAGGAAGAAGGAAAGAAAGAAAGAAAGAAAGAAAGAAAGAAAGAAAGAAAGAAAGAAAGAAAGGAAGAAAAAGAAAGAAAGAAAGAAAGAAAGAAAACAUAUAGGGACUGUUCGAACGAGUACAUCAGAACGGGUGCCAAAACUUCUUAUGCGUCUUUUUCGGUUGGUGUCUUACACGUUUAUUUCGCCUUCAGGGCGUAUCAGUAAUUGUGCGAAGUUCAAUCAAUAGUUGCAGAUGGGGCAAAGCGAAGGUAACUCGAGCCCCACAAAGGACGCACAGGUUGUAUGCCACGUUCUACAGUUGUCAUGAGACAGUUGCGGUGCUGAUGUAGAGAGAUAAGUAGGUUAUCGCCGCUUCAAUAUUUCAUUGGCACUUUCCUAAUGUCCUUCUUGUUUUGGCCACCAGUUUGUCGGCCCAUCUCCAAGUGAGGUGUGAUUUUGUGUUGUUAUAAACGAACAUGAGCAUCUGGCAGAAGGUACCAGCCAUUUUCUGCAGCUCGGCUUACGCGACGUGUAUGACCAGACACCAUUUCUUUCUAAUGACGCCCCCUGAUUCUAGCGAGAAUCUCGUGUCUAAAGAUCAAUGCCCUCUUAGGAGUGAUUUUAGCUCUAAUUUUGAUCGCCAGUGAAAUCAACGCACUGUCAAUGAAUAGGCUGCCUGGAUUUUGAUGAAGGGCGGGCGCUAUACCAAAACGAGCAUGACGGCUUCCCCUUGGACAGAUCGAAGAUGCACACGGAAUCAGGUCACUGUGCCACGCCCGAAGGUCUUAGGCCUUAGGGCAUCUUAUAUAACUGUUUAGGGAUGACGGAAACAAACAGGAAUAAAGGCAAAAUACGGCUCCGUGAAAUGUGAAGUAGACGGCAAAAAAAAAAUAA
Dermacentor andersoni is the source of this 3233-nucleotide messenger RNA. Its product is annotated as polycystin family receptor for egg jelly-like. The record is from RefSeq and is a predicted model, not a curated record. NCBI's taxonomy places the organism in Eukaryota, Metazoa, Arthropoda, Arachnida, Ixodida, Ixodidae.